This is a messenger RNA of Saccharomyces kudriavzevii IFO 1802, 1434 nucleotides long. RefSeq names its product UDP-N-acetylglucosamine diphosphorylase (gene QRI1). Lineage: Eukaryota; Fungi; Ascomycota; Saccharomycetes; Saccharomycetales; Saccharomycetaceae. Gene Ontology annotation, biological process: UDP-N-acetylglucosamine biosynthetic process. Gene Ontology annotation, molecular function: UDP-N-acetylglucosamine diphosphorylase activity. The coding region runs from base 1 to 1434 and encodes 477 amino acids. The record is from RefSeq and is a predicted model, not a curated record. The transcript has a single exon.
AUGACUGACGUUAGAAAAUCGUUUAUUGAGGCUGGGCAAAGUCAACUUUUCCAGAAUUGGGAUAGUUUGUCUUGCAAGGACCAAGAAAAGUUGUUAUCAAACCUGGAGCAAAUUUCUUCCAAGAGGUCUCCUGCAAGAUUGCUCGAAGACUGUCAAAAUGCUAUCAAACUCUCAGAGACUAACUCCUCGAAGGAUGCAGGUGCCGAAAUUCAACCAUUGCCCUCUACUUCUUAUGAGUCGCUGAUUGGCAACAGUGAUAAAGAAAAUGAAUAUUUUCAAGUUGGCCUAGAAGCCAUUGGCAAAGGUGAGGUCGCCGUAAUCUUGAUGGCCGGUGGCCAAGGUACACGUUUAGGAUCCUCUCAACCAAAGGGUUGUUAUGACAUUGGCCUGCCUUCUAAGAAAUCUCUUUUCCAAAUUCAAGCUGAAAAAUUAAUUAGGUUGCAAGAUAUGAUCAAGGAUAACAGGGUGGAAAUUCCGUGGUACAUUAUGACAUCAGGCCCUACUAGGGCAGCUACUGAGGCUUAUUUCCAAGAACGUGAUUAUUUUGGCCUGAAUAAAGGACAGAUAACGUUCUUUAAUCAAGGUACUCUGCCUGCCUUUGAUUUGAGCGGUGAGCAUUUCCUAAUGAAAGACCCAGUAAGCUUGUCGCAAUCUCCGGAUGGGAACGGUGGGCUUUAUCGUGCCAUUAAAGAUAAUAAAUUGAACGAGGAUUUUGAAAAAAGAGGCGUGAAACAUGUUUAUAUGUAUUGUGUCGAUAAUGUCUUGUCUAGGAUGGCAGACCCCGUAUUUAUUGGUUUUGCAAUCAAGCACGGAUUUGAACUGGCCACCAAAGCUGUAAGAAAGAGAGAUGCACACGAAGCAGUCGGUUUAAUUGCUACUAAAAACAGUAAACCUUGUGUCAUAGAAUAUUCUGAGAUCUCCCAUGAGUUGGCUGAAGCGGAGGACGAAGAAGGUCUAUUAAAACUACGCGCAGGGAAUAUCGUUAAUCAUUAUUACCUGGUAGAUUUACUUAAACGUGAUUUAGACCAAUGGUGUGAAAAUAUGCCAUACCACAUUGCUAAAAAGAAGAUUCCGGCUUAUUGCAGUGCUACUGGAAAGUAUACAAAGCCUACCGAACCAAACGGUAUAAAACUAGAGCAGUUCAUAUUUGAUGUCUUUGACACAGUUCCCCUAAACAAAUUUGGGUGUUUAGAAGUGGAUAGAUCUAAAGAAUUCUCGCCUUUAAAGAAUGGUUCCGGUUCAAGAAACGAUAAUCCAGAAACAAGCAGGUUAGCAUAUUUGAAUUUAGGAACCUCUUGGUUGAAGGAUGCCGGUGCCAUUGUUAAGGAUGGGGUAUUAGUUGAAGUGUCCAGUAAGUUGAGUUAUGCAGGUGAAAAUCUGUCCCAGUUCAAAGGUCAAGUCUUCGAAAAAAAUGGUAUAAUUCUAGAAAAAUGA